Messenger RNA from Erpetoichthys calabaricus (reedfish), 2705 nucleotides. RefSeq names its product myogenesis-regulating glycosidase-like. Gene Ontology annotation, biological process: skeletal muscle fiber development; carbohydrate metabolic process. The coding region runs from base 204 to 2228 and encodes 674 amino acids. Gene Ontology annotation, molecular function: hydrolase activity, hydrolyzing O-glycosyl compounds. The record is from RefSeq and is a predicted model, not a curated record. The transcript is spliced from 3 exons. NCBI's taxonomy places the organism in Eukaryota, Metazoa, Chordata, Cladistia, Polypteriformes, Polypteridae.
CGUGGAUGAGUGCGUGUAGCUGAGGCUCCUCGUUCUGUGGUGACUGCAGGGCACGUUGUAAUAAGCAGUGACAACAGGUCCUUUUGUUGAGUGGCAGAUGAAGAAAGUCACCGUCUGUAUUCUGAAUUUUCCACCAAGUCAGAGUAGCAGACAACACAGCAUCAGCAGCCCAUCUUCCAGCUCAGCACCCUUCACCGGGCACCAUGCUUCACUCGAGCCGCAGGGCCACCAAGGCCAGCAAGAGCAAGUACUACAAGAUGCGGCUCUUGCUAGGAAUGUGCUUGCUGGGCCUGCUGCUGUUCAUCGCGGUCAUCGUGGCCUGGAGUGAGUAUGGCGCGUCUCUACGCCGGGUGGAAGUCAUCAAGAUGGAGCUGCUGGAGCUCACACGCAGUGGCUUUCGCAUCAGGAAUGAGACGGGCGCCUUCGUCUUCCGUAUGAUCUUCAGGACGGGUCUACUGGAUCUCGAGUCGUGUACCAGAGAGGACAACGUGCUGAACUGCACCCGCACAGUUCCCGGGAACGUGAACUUCUCCCUCCGCGUUGAAAAGCCUCGGGAAUCGAUGAUUUGCUACCACCUCUUCUGGAGGAAAUCAAUCGUCAGGCACACCAUUGAGCAUCGCAUGUCCUACAGCUUCUCGUUCUUAUAUGGCGGAGCAGAGAACAACAGCCAGCAUUGGCCCAUCUUGGUAUCAGGGGUGCAGGCCCCAAGGGCCUUUGUGACGGCAGAUCUCUCCGCAGGGCAGCCCGGCUUUGGCAGUGUCCUGCAGAGGUACUGGCUCUCCUCCAACGGGACGGCAGUCAAGAUCAGCGAGUCGGUUCCCUUCCACUUCGGUUGGAAUGCGACCGAGCAGCAGCUCUACUUCCAAGCUCGGUAUCACGACACGCCUUACAAGCCGCCCCCCGGUCAGCAGCCUUUCCCUCACCUAAGAUAUCACGUGUGUGUCGGUUUAGACAUCACCUCCAUCCACAAGCACAUGGUGAGGAGUUACUUCGGCAAACCCACCAAGGUCCCCGACAGCAACAUCUUCAGUUACCCCAUCUGGUCCACGUCUGCGUUUGCCAAAUCGAACAUCACCAUGGACGCACUGAAGAAUCACGUGAACGAUAUCAAGUCAAAGAAUUUCAACUGUAGUCACCUAGUGUUGCACGAUGGCUACACCCUUUAUUAUGGUGACUUUGACCCGGACCCUGCCAGGUUCCCAAAGGUUUCAGAGGAGUUCAAAACGCUGAAGGACGACGGCUUCCCCAUUUCCCUGUGGAUUCAUCCCUUCAUCAACUACAACUCUUCCAAGUUUGCCGAUGGAGUGGAGAGAGGCUUGUUUGUGCGAGAAUCCACAGGAAAGCUUCCUGCUCUCGUUCGCUGGAGGAAUGGCAUUGGCGCCCUGGUGGACUUUACUAACACAGAUGCCAGAGAUUGGUAUGCAUCCCUGCUAAGAAACCUGACUACUGAAGCCAAGGUGACGUCCUUUAAUUUUGUGGCGGGAGAAGCCAGUUAUCUCCCAUUGACCUUCAACACCAGUGUCCGAAUUGAAGACCCCAACACCUUCACCCAGCGCUUUGCCGAGUUGGCUUUCCCUUUCUCGGACCAGGCCGAGUUACAGGUUGGCUACCACACUCAGAACAUCUCCUGCUUCUUCCGCAUUCUCGACAGGACUUCCAACUGGGGCUACAGUCUAGGCCUCCAGUCUGUCAUCCCCUUGGUACUCACCCUAGGCAUUCUGGGAUACCCAUUUGUCCAGAUAGGCACGAUUGGGGGGAAUGUGCCUCAGAGUCAAACAGACAGACGACCUGAUAGGGAACUUUACAUUCGAUGGCUGGAGCUCGCGGCCUUCAUGCCCACAAUGGAGUUCUCCGUGGCCCCCUGGGAGUACGAUGACACCGUUGUUAAAAUUGCCAAGAAGUUCACAGCUCUUCACCUGGCACUUGUGGCUCCCAUGGUCCUGGAGCUUGCCAAUGAGGUGCUCUUCACUGGCGACCCUGUCAUUCGGCCCCUGUGGUGGAUCGUGCCCGAUGAGCCACCAGCCUACAAGGUCAGCUCCCAGUUCCUAAUCGGAGAAGAUUUUAUGGUUGCCCCCAUUCUAGAACCGGGGAAGAGGGAGCGGGACAUUUACCUUCCCUCCGGAAAAUGGCGCAGUAACAGGGAUCAUAUCUAUAUCAGGACCCCAAGGCUGAUGACCGACUAUGAGGUGGAAUUAGACGAGGUGGCCUAUUUUACUAGGGUGACCUAGAAUUUCAUGAACUGAAGCCAGACCAAAGCGAGGGAAAUAAGUUGGCGCAGUCCCUGGUGAGACCACUUUUUUGUGUCAUUGGUGGUCUUUUUUUAUAGUGAGUGCAAAAUGGCUUUUUGACAUCUCUCACUGGGCACUGUGGUCAUAUCAUUUGGACAUGUCACCAAGAAACAAAGUGUGUCACAUAUGUGGCUUUCUUCAAGGGUGGCGGACAUUCCUAAAGGUUUCACUGUUUGUGUUCUGCUCAUCAUUUGACCCGGUGCUACUCAGGACCCAUGGAGAACUGGUGCCAAUCAGGGAGACUGGUGCCCCUGUGAUUGCAUCCCUCCUCCUCCAUACAUCUCAGGUGUCCAGGAUGAAGGGGAGAAGGUGGAAGUAAGAGACUGACGGUCAGCUGGGAUGACUGAAUCCACCCCAGCCUUGGUGGGCGUCCUUUCGCAGUAAUGUCCUAUAGGACCUGGGUCAGCGGUGAAAGCC